Colletes gigas is the source of this 1131-nucleotide messenger RNA. Its product is annotated as UDP-galactopyranose mutase-like. Lineage: Eukaryota; Metazoa; Arthropoda; Insecta; Hymenoptera; Colletidae. The transcript has a single exon. Gene Ontology annotation, cellular component: cytosol. Gene Ontology annotation, molecular function: UDP-galactopyranose mutase activity; flavin adenine dinucleotide binding. The record is from RefSeq and is a predicted model, not a curated record. Bases 1 to 1131 code for a protein of 376 amino acids.
AUGAAAUAUAAUACAAAAAAUUAUGACUAUCUUAUCGUGGGUGCAGGGCCUUUUGGUACUACUUUUGCCCAUGAAGCUGCGAAACGAGGGAAAAGGUCGCUUGUUAUUGAAAAGCGCACUCAUGUUGGAGGGAAUACCUAUACUCAUAAGGAAAAUGGUAUUAAUGUUCACGAUUAUGGUGCUCAUAUUUUUCACACUGAUAAUAAAAUGGUUUGGGAUUAUGUAAAUCAAUUUACUGAAUUUAAUGGUUAUAUCAAUCAAGUUGUGGCUGAUUAUAAGGGAGAACUUUAUAAUCUGCCCUUCAAUAUGAAUACUUUCUAUCAGAUGUGGGGGGUAAAAACACCUGAGGAAGCGGCAGCAAAAAUUGAAGAACAAAAGGCAGCAGCAGGUAUUUCAAGUUCGGCAAAGAACUUGGAAGAACAGGCGAUUUCACUGAUUGGGACGGACAUUUAUAGCAAGUUGAUUAAAGGAUACACGGAAAAGCAAUGGGGACGUAAAGCCACGGAACUCCCAGCCUUCAUUAUUCGUCGUCUUCCUGUCCGAUUUACUUUUGAUAACAACUACUUUAAUCAUCGCUAUCAGGGCGUUCCUAUUGAUGGAUAUACCUCAAUCUUUGAGCGAAUGCUUGACAGUGAACUGAUUGAUUUGCAAACUAAUAUGGACUUCUUAGCAGAUAAAGUAAGUUAUAUGGAAGAAUUUCCAAAAAUUGUUUAUACGGGUAUGAUAGAUGCAUUCUUUGGCUACAAGUAUGGUGAGUUGGAAUAUCGUUCUGUUCGUUUUGAGAGUGAAAGUUUUGAGAGCGAAAAUAUACAAGGUAAUGCUGUGAUUAACUACACUGAUGCAGAAAUUCCUUUUACGCGUGUGAUGGAAUGGCGUCAUUUUGACCAAAAAGCUGACAAGGGUAAAACAAUUUUGACGAAAGAAUACCCCCAAGAUUGGGAUAGAACAAAAGAAGCUUACUAUCCUGUCAAUGAUGCACGAAAUUCCUCCUUGUUUAAGUUUUACCGUGAGGAAGCUGAUAAGUUACAAAAAAUUAUUUUUGGUGGUCGUUUAGGCAAUUAUCAAUAUUAUGAUAUGGACCAAGUUUUUGGUGCAGCUUUAAAGGCUGUAGAAAAAGAAUUUGGAAAAUGA